UAGUUUAUUUAAUUGCAAGCAUAUACAAUUUAAUUUUUAAUAAUAGUUGUUUUGGGCAACUGUUUCACAAAAUUCUUAAAAAUUAAAACUUUGCUCUUAUGAGCUGGUAUAACCCAGCUCUAGCACACCACUGGAUAUAUUGGAAGAUAUCUGAUUCAGUGUGUAAUUUUUUCAUAUUCAAUCAAAACAUUGUAAGAAUUUGGUUGAAAACAAAGAAAUCUAGGGAGAUUUCUCCUGUUGAUGUGUCUUACAGGAUGUUUGUUACAUUAUUGUGUUUCUCUAUAACUUGGUCUAAAACAAACAUUAAGUGGGGCGCCUGGGUGGCUCAGGCGCUUAAGUGUCUGACUUUUGAUUUUGGCUCAGGUCAUGAUCUCAUGGUCAUGAGAUCAAGCCCUGUGUCCAGCUGUGUGCUGAGCGAGAAGCCUGCUUGGGAGUCUCUCUCUCUCCCUCUCUCUCUAUCCCUCGCUUACUCAUGCUUUCUCUCUCUCAGAAUAAAUACAGAAACAUAAAAAAAAUACAACAAACAUUAAGCAACCUAUUAAUAAAGCUAUAAUAAUAAUGGGCACCUGGAUGAGAAAUCCAGACUUCCCUCCUUUCCUUCUCUACUUUUUUUCCCUUUGCCGUUCCCUUCUUUAGCCUAUAAAUUUUAUUCCCCCCACCACUUAUUUUUGAUCUCCAUUCCUAUCCUGUCCCUUGUCUUCAUCCUGAUUUUCUCCAUUUUGUUGUCCCCUGUUCUUUCCCCUAUGUUUUUGUUUUCUCCUUUAGAUUUGCUACCUUUUCUGCUUUUAAAAGCCUUCCAUUUUCUCUCUUUCCUUUUUAAAAUUUUUUUUAAAAGCUUAUUUAUUUUUGAGAGAGAGAGAGAGAGAGAGAGAGAGUGAGGGACAGUAGUAUGAGUGGGGGAGGAGCAGAAAGAGAGGGAGACACAGAAUCUGAAUCAGGCUCCAGGUUCCACGCUGUCAGCACAGAGCUUGACAUGGGGCCUGAAACCAUGAACCGUGAGCUCAUGACCUGAGCCAAAGUUGGAUGCUUAACCAACUAAGCCACCCAGAUGCCCCUCUAUUUCCUUCUUUAAUCUUUCUUAUUUGCUUAUCUUCCCUCUUCUUUCCCCCAUUCUACCUCUAAUAUGUAUAUGUAUAUGUAUACAUAGGCUUAUCCCUAAUGCCUUUGGGGUAAUUUCUGAGGACACAGGUCCAGAUAGAUGUUUCUACAAUAGGGUCAUUUGAAGAGUGAAUAGGAUUAUUUGAGAAAGGGAGCAGGAGUUGGAAUUAGAAGAGGUGAGGAAAUGAGAAAUAUCAAUAUUUUGCAUUAGUGGGGAAAAUUCUGUGGGUGAACAGGAGUUCCAGUUUGUUGGCUAAUUAUAGGAUGGUCAUUAAUUAGCUUAAGGCUCUAGCCCUAUUUGUUCAAUAUGGUAACCACUAGCCAUAUUUGGCUGUCAAGUGCUUGAAAUGUGACAAGUCUGAGUUGAAUUGUGGUAGAAAUGUAAAACACGUAGCAGACUUCUAACAUGCUGUAUGAAAAAAAAAAAGAAAUAUCUUAAUAGUUUUUAUAUUGACUAUAUGUUAAUAUUUUGAUACAAUAUAUCAAUUGAUUCAGUAUAUAUUGAAACUAACUUAACCUGUUUCUUUUUGUCUCUUUAAAUGUAGUUACUAGAAGAGCACCUGGGUGGCUUAGUCAGGUAAGCAUCAGUCUUCAGCUCAGGUCAUGAUCUCAUAGUUUGUAGGUUGGAGCCCCAUAUCCGGCUCUGGGCUGACAGCAUGAAGCCUGGAGGCUGCUUUGGAUUCUGUGGUCUCCCUCUCUCUCUGCCCCUCCCCUGCACACACUGUGUCUCUCUCUCUCAAAAAUAAAUAAACAUUAAACAAAAUAAAAUAAAAUAAAAUAAAAUAAAAUAAAUAUAGUUACUAGGUAACUUAAAGUUACAUGUGUGGCUUUCAUCAUCUAUAUUCUAUUGGACAGUGCUGCUCUACUCAUUGAUCAUGAAGUAUUUACCAAAUCUCUGCAAAGUCUUUCUUUAGGUUUCCAUUACAUAUUUAGGACCAUUCAAUUUAUUUGUUCAAACAAAAAUUUUUUCCCUUCCUUAUACUUGUCAAGUAUAGUAAAUGAAUGAUAAAGUAUUAGAAUUUCCUAACCAUGUGAGAAUUUUGUUACCUUUUAUUUUUGAGAAAUAUUAAUUCAGAAAAAAUACACUGUGUCACUAUUUUCUCUUACUGAUAUUUAUAACUAAACUAGAGGAACUUUACUCAACACAUACUCAGUACUAGACUAUGAGCUAGCCUGCGGUGACUUUAAGCAACCCCAGUCUCUUCCUUCCACCAGCUGGAAGCCUUGAAAUACAGGACUUUCCUACCUGCCCAGAUCAGGGACCUAGGCCUUAUCAAAGGCAAGAUGUAAAAUAGGCCAGUAUACUAUCAGAUAUGGGUCCUCUGCCAAAUAGAGAUACUCCAUUUUGGAGCUCCUUGGAUACAAAGAUUCAAUAAGAUUUCUUACCUUUGGGAAGUACCCUCAUUAUGAGCCUCUGUCCUGCCCAUAAGCUAUAACACUAAGAACAGGCUGUAGUAAGAAAUAGAAGCAAAGGCAGCAAUAAAGAGAAGCUGGCAAUAGAAAGAGGAGCAGAUUAAGAAAGAGGAAGAGUCAAAGAGAAGUUGACUCAUUACUAGAGUAGAGAACAGCCUUUGCCCACUUUGGAGGAUACAAUAAGAUGGUCCAACCAGGGCUACUGUGGCAGCCAUUUUUUUUUUUUUUUUUUUUUUUAAGUUCUCUGUGAGAUCUGGUAGCCUUCCUUACUUCUGGAGUAUCUUUAAAAUAAACCUCCAACCACCUAAGGUAACAAAGGGUUCUCUGUUCACUGAAACUUAUAUAUGAAGGAUAUCUUAAGAGGGGAAAAUUAUGUGAAAGAGAGAGUGUAUGUGUUUGUAUGUGUGUACGGAGGUGUUACCAUGGCAGAUAUCUCUGAAGCUCAGAGUAAGAGAAGAGGGGAAAAAAGGGACAGAUAAAGGGGAAAGAUUUUUGAAGAGAAUAAAAAAAAUUAUACCCCCAAAUUAUCAGUGAAUAUGGUUUUGAGCUUACUGUUACUACUGCUAAGUGUAAAUAAGGAUUUAAAUAUUUAGAAAUUCCAGAUGAAGGCAGAGAGAGUAGUACAUAAACUUUUGGGCACCUGGAAUAGUGAAAACACUGUGGCCUUUGACUCAGACAGGCUCAGUUUUGAAUCUUGACUCCAUUUCUUACUGGAUGAUUACCUAGGGCAAGUUUCUUAUUCUCUCUGGACUAGUUUCAUCAUCUGUCAAAUGGGAAUUAUACGCAAGUUUUAUGGAGUUUCUGGUGAGGAUUAGCCAAUAUCUUGUAUGUAAUACUUCCUAUAAUACUUCCUGUAUUUACUUUAGAAAAGUAAAUCAAGCUAUCAUGAUGAUGAUGAUGGUGAUAAUGACACAGAAUACUGCUUUAAAAAAAUAUGUAUUUAUUUUGAGAGAGACAGAGUACAAGCAGAAGAGGGGCAAAGAGACAGGGAGAGAGAAAAUCCCAAGCAGAUUCCGUGCUAUCAGCACAGAGCCUGAUGUGGGGCUCGAUCUUACCAACUGUGUGAUCAUGACCUGAGCUGAGAUCAAGAAUUGGAUGCUUAACGGACUGAGCCACUCAGGUGACCCCAGAAUACUACUGUUUAACUGGGCUCCACUUGUUUUUGAUUAGUAAAUUAAAAAAUAAGUAAAGAAGGGGCACCAGGUGGCUCAGUCAGUUAAGUGUCUGACUCUUGAUUUCAGCUCAGGUCAUGAUCUCAUGGUUAGUGAGAUAGAACCUGAUAUCAGGCUCUGCACUCACAGCGUGGAGUCUCUGUGGGAUUCUCUCUCUUUACCCCUCCCCCCUCUCAAAAUAAACAAACUUUAAAAAAUAAGUAAAAGAAAUUCCAUUCACCAGCAGGGCAAAGUGUUUAAACAUUUUGAGCUCUGAAAAAGGAAGAAUAUGUCUUUGGACAGCAAAAAAAUAUAUAAGUAAUUUUUUCCAUAAGAGGACCACAAUAGAAUGUGAGUGUCCUGAUGAUAGUGGUUUGAGAACUUCUGAAAUGAAAGAGAUUUUAGAGCUUAGUUCAUCCAACAAACUAGGAAUUCCCUCCCCACACUCCUAAUGGGUGUGCCUCCAGUUACCUAUUUUUAUAGACAUGUUUGCAUAUGUUUAGUGUGCAGUAGACUGUUCAUUUUCUGUUGUUGUUUUUCUCUAUGCUGUUAUUUAUUGUAUGGUUUCCUCCUAAAGUAUGUGCAGAAAUACAUGCAUUACAUUUUUUUAUGAAAAACCCCAAUGUUAUUAUUUUGCUUUUGUUUUUAUUUUUUUUUUAGAGAGAGAGAGCACAAGUCGGGGACAGGGGCAGAGGGAGAGAGAGAGACUCUUAAGCAGGCUCCAUGCCCAGAGCAGAGCCUGAUGCAGGGCUUGAUCCCAUGACCAUGAGAUCAUGACCUAAGCCAAAAUCAAGAGUAGUUGGAUGCUUAACCAACUGAGCCACCCAAGCAUCCCCCACCAAUAUUAUUGUUUAAAAAAAAAUCUCAUUUUUAAGAUUUUAUUUACACUAAAUAUUUAGGUGAUACUGCUGGAUAUCACUAGUGAAGAUAAAAACUUCCAAAUGGAUUGUCCACAAGAGGAAUGGCCAAUUAAAAAAUGAAUGAAUGAUUAUAAUAGGUUUAUGUAUAUAUGAAAUUGGGAAGGGAGUACAUUCUUAGAACAAGAGUUUUUUUUUGAAGUUUAUUUAUUUAUUUUGAGAGAGAGAGAGAGAGCACAUGCAAAUGGGGGAGGGGCAGAGAGAGAGAGAGAGAGAGAGAGAGAGAGAGAGGGAGAAUCCCAAGCAGGCUCUACAAUGUCAGUGUGGAGUCCAAGGAGGGGCUUGAUCUCACAACCACGAGAUCAUGACCUGAGCCGAAAUCAAGAGUCAGAUACUUAACCGACUGAGCCACCCAGGUGCCCUGAUCUGAACUUUGCAGGAAGGAACCUUCAAAGUGCUCUAAAAUGCUUUGGGAAACAAUAUGGCAGUUCUGGAAAAAAUUAAACCAAAAAUUGCCAUAUGAUCCAGCAAUUCCACUUCUAGGUAUAAACCCAAUAGAAUUGGAAGCAGGGACUUGAACCCCCAUGUUCAUAGGAAUAUUAUUCACAAUAGCCAAAAGGUGAAACAACCCAAAUAUCCAUUGAUGGAUGAGUGGAUGAAGAAAUAUGGUAUAUACACAAAAUAAAAUAUUACUCAGCUUUAAAGAAAACAAUUCUAAUAUAUACUACAACAGGGAAGAACAGAGUCCUGCCUUACCAUUCUUUAACAAGAGUUAGGAAUAAUUUUUUCUUUAACAAAACUUUCGAUCUUGAAGUCAGAGUGAGAGCAGUUAGAGAAAGAAAGAUACAUAAAGGAACCAGAAUGACAAUGGAGGGUACAUCACUGAGCCUUACCACCACUGCUAUGUAGUGAGAAGGAUUUCUUGAAGAACAGGUUUUGAUCAUGGAGGCCAGACUAGUCCAAUAUGAAAGGUGAAAUGAGAUAUGUGUGGACCUCACUGUUUUCAACGAAAGUAUUAGAAACCUUUUUGGUUUUUUUGUUUGUUUUAGUUAUUACUAGACCAGAAAGGGUAACUGGGCCCCAAAGAACUCUCAUCAAGGGAGGUGAGAUUUCAGAGAACAGACUGGAAUAAUUUCCACCCUGCCACCCCAACCAGAGAAUGAAGUCUCAGGAAGCUGUAGAGAUGUGCCCUCUUAAAAGGUUAGAUAAGGAGUCAACAAUAAGUUUAAUUGGGCAAUCACCCUUUAAAGACUGUGACAGUUACACCAGGUAGUCACGCAACUGUGGCCAGAUUUGAGGCAGGAGGGCUGAGAUGAUGAGUGUACAAUGCUUCUAGCCUUACCAGUGAGUUUUGAGGUGGCUCAGUUAUUAGAAGACAGACAGACAGAGAGAGAGAGAGAGAAGGAAAUUCUGAGACACAUUACAACAUGGAAGAACCUCGAAAACAUUACACACUAAAUAAGCCAGUCACAAAAGCACAAACAUUGCAUGAUUCCACUCAUAUGAGGUGCCUAAGGUAGUCAAAUUCCUACAGAGAAUGUAAUAGUGGACCCCACGGGUGGAGAGGAAGGGGAAUGUGGAGUUAUUGUUUAAUGGGUCUAGAGCUUCUGGUUGGGAAGAUGAGAAGAUCUACAGAUAGACAGUGUGAUGGUUACACAACCAUAUGGAUGUAGUUGAUGGCACCACACUUAAAAAUGGUUAGGGGUGGGGGCACCUGGGUGGCUCAGUCAGUUAAGCGUCUGACUUUGGCUCAGGUCACGAUCUCACGAUUUGUGAGUUUGAGCCCUGAGUGGGGCUCUGUGCUGAUGGCCUGGAGCCUAUUUCAGAUUCUGUGUCUCCCUCUCUCUCUCUGCCCCUCCCCUGCUCAUGAUCUGUCUCUCUGUGUCUCAAAAAUAAAUAAAUCUUAAGAAAAAAAUUUUUUUAAUGGUUAGGAGAGUCAGGGUGACUCAGUCGGUUGGGCAUCUGACUCUUGAUUUUGGCUCAGGUGGUGAUCUCACAGUUCGAGAGUUUGAGCUCUGCAUUGCGCUCUGCUCUGACAGUGCAGAACCUACGUGGGACUCUUUCUCUCCCUCUCUCUCUGUUCCUCUCCCACUUGUGCUUGCUCUCUCUCUCUUCAAAUAAAGAAACUUUUAAAAUGGUUAAAAUAGUAGAUGUUAUGUGUAUUUUACUGCCAUUUUUUAAAAAAGUGCUUGAAGAUUGUAAUAAAUUCAUGCAACGUGUAAUGCCACUAACAUGCAGUAGGGGGCAAAGGAGCUUAAGCUUCACUGAAAAGCUUGAUUCGAGCACUCCUGCAGCCAGUUCUGGUCCAGCCAACAAAUCAUCCACACCUGCAGCUUUGCUAGAGUCGCUGCAAGCCAGGGGGUAAGAACUAUUAGCCUUGUUUGCUCUAACACUCAUGAGAAAGAAAUAAGGGUGGGAUGGGUCUUUUCUAAAGAAGAGAUCAUUCGAACACAUGUACAUGGGAGGAAAGUAGCCUUAUUCAGAUUUUUAGUAUUUAUUAUUUUGCCUAUAUUCAUCUAAAGAUUAACAAUUAAUGAGUGAUGUUGGGGCUACUGAUCUAAGGACUUGAACUGUCUUGUAGGUGCUUGAGGGUUUGGAUUUUCUUUCACUGGUCGCUGAUUAAACCUGGUCAGUUCUUCUACUCAGAAUGGAUGAUCCCAUCCUUGUGUGAUCCAGAUUGCUGUUGCCACCAACCUGAAGACAUAUGGAACCAUAAGGACAGGAACCAUUCUGUUUAUUUCUGUUUUAGACCUUCCAUGUGAAUGGGAUUUUGAACUCAUCUUCAUCAUUCAUAUGAAGGAACCAAGUGAUUGAAUCCUUGGAAUUACAAUGACACUUAUCAGAAGCAUUUAUGUAUUUUGUAGUAUUGUUAUGUCAGUGCUGGGCUACGUGUCAAAGCCGCCAGAAGACAGGGAAUUGACAACCAACUGCUCCAACAUGUCCCUAAGAAAGGUUCCUGCAGACUUGACCCCAACCACAACCACACUGGAUUUAUCCUACAACCUCCUUUCUCAACUUCAGAGUUCAGAUUUUCGUUCUGUUUCUAAACUGAAAGUUUUGAUUCUAUGCCAUAACAGAAUCCAAGAGCUGGAUAUCAAGACCUUUGAAUUCAACAGAGAGUUAAGAUAUUUAGAUUUGUCUUACAACAGAUUGAAGAUUGUAACUUGGUAUUCACUGGCAGGUCUCAGACAUUUAGAUCUUUCUUUCAAUGACUUUGACAGUGUGCCUAUCCAUGAGGAGGCUGGCAACAUGUCACAUUUGGAAAUCCUGGGUUUGAGUGGGGCAAAAAUACGAAAAUCAGAUUUCCAGAAAAUUGCUCAUUUGCAUCUAAAUACAGUCUUCUUAGGAUUAAGAAGUCUUUCUUAUUAUGAAGAAGGUAGCCUGCCCAUCUUAAACACAACAAAACUUCAUAUUGUUUUACCAAUGAACACAAAUUUCUGGGUUCUUUUGCGUGACGGAAUCAAGACUUCAAAAAUACUAGAAAUGACAAACAUAGAUGGCAAAAGCCAAUUUUCAAGUUAUGAAACUCAACAAAAUCUUACUUUAGCGAAUUCCAAGACAUCUAUUCUAUUGCUUAAUAAAGUUGAUUUACUCUGGGACGACCUUCUCCUCAUCUUCCAGUUUGUUUGGCAUACAUCAGUAGAAUGCUUCCAAGUCCAACAUGUGACUUUUGGAGGCAAGGUUUAUCUUGACCAUAAUUCAUUUGAUUACUCAAAUACUGCAAUGAGAACGAUAAAAUUGGAGCACAUACAGUUCAGAAUUUUUUAUAUUCCACAGGAAAGGGUCUACUUGCUUUUUACCAAAAUGGAUAUAGAAAACCUGACUAUAUCAGAUGCACAAAUGCCACACAUGCGGUUUCCUAAUUAUCCUACAAGAUUCAAACAUUUAAAUUUUGCUGAUAAUAUCUUAACAGAUGACCUGUUUAAGCAACCUAUCCAAUUGCCUCAUUUGAAAACUUUAAUUUUGAAGGGCAAUAAAUUGGAGACACUUUCUUUAGUGAGUUUCUUUGCCAACAACACAUCCUUGAAGCACUUAGAUCUCAGCCAGAAUCUGUUACAAUAUGAAAAUGAUGAAAAUUGCUUUUGGCCAGAAACCUUGAUCACUAUGAACCUGUCAUCCAACAAAUUUGCUGAUUCUGUUUUCAGGUGCUUGCCCAGAAGUAUUCAAAUACUUGACCUGAAUAAUAACAAAAUUCAAACUGUCCCUAAAGAGAUUAUUCAUCUGAAGUCUUUGCGAGAACUAAAUCUCGCAUUUAACUUUCUAACUGAUCUUCCUGGGUGCAGUCAUUUCAGAAAACUCUCAAUUCUGAACAUUGAAAUGAACUUAAUUCUCAGCCCAUCUCUGGAUUUUUUCCAGAGCUGUCAGGAAGUUAAGACUCUGAAUGCAGGAAGAAAUCCAUUCCGGUGUACCUGUGAAUUAAGAGAUUUCAUUCACCUGGAAAAAUAUUCACAGGGCAUGAUGAUUGGAUGGUCAGAUUCAUAUAUCUGUGAAUACCCUUUGAAUCUAAAGGGGACUCGGUUAAAGGAUGUUCAUCUUCCUGAAUUAUCUUGCAACACAGCUCUGUUGAUUGUCACCAUUGUGGUUAUCAUGCUAGUUCUGGGGACGGCUAUGGCCUUCUGCUGCCUCUACUUUGAUCUGCCCUGGUAUCUCAGGAUGCUGGGUCAGUGGACACAGACAUUGCAGAGGAUUAGGAAGACAACCCAAGAACAACUCAAGAGAAAUGUCCAGUUCUAUGUGUUUAUUUCAUAUAAUAAACAUGAUUCUACCUGGGUGAAGCAUGAAUUAAUUCCCAAUCUAGAGAAAGAAGAGAACUUGAUUUGCCUUCAUGAAGGAAACUUUGAUCCUGGUAAGAGCAUUACUGAAAAUAUCAUGAACUGCAUUGAGAAAAGCUGUAAGUCCAUCUUUGUUUUGUCUCCCAACUUUGUCCAGAGUGAGUGGUGCCAUUAUGAACUUUACUUUGCCCACCAAAAUCUCUUCCAUGAAAAUUCCGAUUACAUAAUUUUUAUCUUGCUAGAACCCAUUCCACUCUACUGUAUUCCUACCAGAUAUCCUAGGCUGAAAGCUCUUAUGGAAAAGAAAGCAUACUUGGAAUGGCCCAAAGAUAGGCGUAAAUGUGGACUUUUUUGGGCAAAACUUAGAGCUUCUAUUAAUGUUAAUUUAUUAGAAACCAGAGAGAUGUGUGAACUACAGACAUUUGUGGAGUUGAAUGAAGAGUCUCAAGGUUCUGUAAUCUCUCUGAUAAGAACAGACUGCCUAUAAAAAUCCUCCCUUCCCGUAGGGAAAUGGGCCUUGCAUACACCGUGGGGAUAGAAAUUGAUACAGCCUUUAUGAUGGUUAUUUGGCAAUAUCAUUUAAAUGAAAAAUGACUACUUUUAUGUCACUUCCUCGAAGGAUUUCUAAGAAUGUAUCCUACAGAAAUACAAGUUUGCAAAGGCUUCUAUAAAACGGUGUUCAUCCCAGAAUUAUUUGUAAUACUGAAAAAUUGAAAACAGCUCAUGUUUCCACAGAAUAAAAACGAAUUCAAUAAAUUAUAGUUCAUUAAUGCGAUAAAAUGUUACACAGCCAUUAAAAAGAAUGAGGUAGUUCUAUAUUUACUGGUAUGGAGAAAAUUAUAUUAAUAUGGUGGUUUAUAUAUUGAAAUAAAAGUCUAAAUGAAUCUAUAUUCAGUACUUUGGCAUACUUUGGUAUACUUUGGCGAUUUCACUUUGGUAUAGUAACAGUGUUUUAGGCCUGGGAGGUUAUAUUACAGAAAACUUUUGGUUUCUAUGUUGUAUAUUUCCAUAAUGUUGGAGUUACUUAAGUGAAUCUAUAUUUAUUAGGUAGAAAAAACAAAAAAGAUAAUGUUUAAAGCCUAUGCAUCCUACUCAUUUUGCUUGAUUCUUCCUUUCUAGUCUCCCCAGUCAUAGAAAGAAAACAAGCUUUUCUAAAUUUUGCAAAAUUAUAUUUCAAAAAAUGUUACCUCCUUCAUUAGAAAAAUUUCUGUGACUUACCCACCUGAUAAAGGAAGAAAAUGGCCAUGCUUGUUUAAGAUCUGACACCAAUCUCCUGUUACCUUCCUGCCUCCUAUCAUUGAGCCGUAUCAAGUUAUUGGCCCUUUUCCAGAACAUCCAGUCUCUUUCUCUGCCCCCAGACCCUAACAUAUUGCAUGACUGACUGUACAAUCCAAAUGUCAACUUUUUUUUUGAAAACUUCCUCACUUCUAAGUAUGAUGCCCCUUGAUUCUCCAUAACACUUCAAAUAUAUUUAUAUCACAAACUGAUCAUAUAUAUUUUUAAAGUUUCCCAUUCUCAUUAGAGUAUGAGCUCCUCAAAGGCAAGGACAGACUUCCCUCUGCCCUUAUAUCAACAGGUGUUUACUCAGUCCCUGGUUCAGAGAAGGUGUCAAUAAGUGUUUAUGGAAUGGAUGCCAGGUAAGCUAGAGGAACUUAGCAGGGACUCAACCAGCUUCAGGAUAGAAAGUCAGGGGAGAAAGGCAGAGAAUCCAGAAUUGAAGUAUUUCUGAGUAUAGCUUGAAUUAUGUGAAAUUGCCAAUAUGUGGUUGCUCUUGACCUACAAUGCCUACUUCAUCUCAUUCAAUCUAAUAAAACUAAUAUCCUAAGUAGGGUAAAAUUAGGCUCUGCAUCUACCUUAUUUCCUUAUAGUUGUGGUCUUAUGAAUUUCUCAUGCUAGCAGUCAUUUGAGAAAUUGUAUUCAAGAUGGUCAACUUGAGAGUAUAGAGACAAGGUUGGGUGUCAAUCUCCAAGCCAGGUUGUGCUACCAUUUGGCCAAUGACCAGUCUACUUGGAGGAGCUAGAGCUCAGCAGCCUUGAGGCUGAGUGUCUCUUCUUCCUCCCUUAUGAGCUCAUGGUCUGUUUGGUAAAAGGGGAAACCCAAAGAAACCACAGUGCAGCAAGAUCAGAGAAUGGGGAGAAUGCUUUUCCAACCAGGCUUUUUGCAUCUGGGCCAUUGCUAUUAGUGUGAUUCAUGGCUUCUUGAGGAGUCAGACAGACACUGUAUGAGUAUUUUUAAAUCUUGAGUAAAUUACUCAGUGUGAGACAUUUAUCUUUAAAGAUCAGUUAAUUGAGAACAUGUAAAGUAGGUAACAUUAGUCCUGAAGUCAAUAGGGUUGAGUUAUUCCAUGGUAGAAUCCUCAAUUUAAUAAUGUGGUUUUAAAAAUAGAUGUAUGUUGUCACAAUUAAAAAAUAAUACAUUAGGUAUACCU
Messenger RNA from Panthera uncia (snow leopard), 11719 nucleotides. It is a transcript of the gene TLR10, whose product is annotated as toll like receptor 10. The transcript is spliced from 3 exons. Bases 7349 to 9778 code for a protein of 809 amino acids. Gene Ontology annotation, molecular function: transmembrane signaling receptor activity; lipopeptide binding; Toll-like receptor 2 binding. Gene Ontology annotation, cellular component: membrane. The record is from RefSeq and is a predicted model, not a curated record. Lineage: Eukaryota; Metazoa; Chordata; Mammalia; Carnivora; Felidae. Gene Ontology annotation, biological process: immune response; cellular response to bacterial lipopeptide; inflammatory response.